Molecule: messenger RNA, 820 nt
Organism: Eurypyga helias (sunbittern)
Lineage: Eukaryota; Metazoa; Chordata; Aves; Eurypygiformes; Eurypygidae
Product: ES1 protein homolog, mitochondrial
Exons: 6
Cellular component (GO): mitochondrion
Source: RefSeq, a predicted model, not a curated record
GUCCUGUCUGGUUGUGGUGUCUACGAUGGCACGGAAAUCCAUGAGGCCUCAGCCAUACUGGUACACCUUAGUCGUGGGGGAGCCGAGGUUCAGAUGUACGCUCCAGAUGUUCCUCAGAUGCAUGUCAUUGACCACAGUAAAGGGCAACCAGCUGAAGCUGAGUCAAGGAACGUUUUAGUGGAAUCUGCAAGGAUUGCUCGUGGUAAAAUUGCAAGCCUGGCUAAGCUUACUACAGCAGACCAUGAUGCUGUGAUAUUCCCUGGUGGAUUUGGAGCUGCUAAAAACUUAUCCACCUUCGCUGUUGAUGGGAAAGAUUGCAAGGUGAACGGAGAAGUUGAACGUGUCCUGAAAGACUUCCACAAAGCAGGCAAACCAAUUGGUCUUUGCUGCAUUUCACCAGUGUUGGCAGCAAAGGUUCUCUCUGGUGCUGAAGUAACUGUGGGCCACGAAGAAGAGGAAGGUGGCAAGUGGCCUUAUGCUGGGACUGCCGGAGCCAUUAAAGAACUGGGAGGAAAGCACUGUGUGAAAGAAGUAACUGAAGCUCACGUGGAUACAAAAAACAAGGUGGUGACUACCCCAGCAUUUAUGUGUGAAACAGAAUUACAUAAUAUUUUUGAUGGCAUUGGGGCCAUGGUGAAGAACGUGCUAAAACUAACUGGCAAAUAAUAAUAAUAAUAAACCCCCCACUUCAGAAAUGUUUAAAUUUAGAGUGUAGUAUCAAACAUAAUAUGGACCAAUGGAAGCAUUUUCACCUGCUUGUCCUGUUCACACUCUAGUGAAUGCUGAUACGAAGCUGAUCGAUUCCUGGCUGCGGGGUUUU